GACAACGACAACAUACCCGGAACACUAGAGGCUGGCAUUCAAUACUCGGAAAUCCAGCUCGCGACCGCCAACAUGAUCAUUCCAAUUCGCUGCUUCUCCUGCGGCAAGGUCAUUGCAGACCUUUACGAGCGCUACGUCGAAUUAAUUGGCACGGUUCAAGAGAAUGGGGACACCAUAUCAGACGGCGAUGCAAUGGACCAGCUCGGCCUGAAUCGCUACUGCUGCAGAAGAAUGAUGCUUACACAUGUGGAUCUGAUCGAGAAGUUGCUCAGAUACAACCCUGCAGAGCGCGACAUCAUCAAGAGCGGCCAGCGAUAGAAACCCUUACUCCAGCAUACGGGCGGAGGUUAUGAGAUUCACGAGCGAGGUGUUAUGGCGUAAGAAAUCGGCUCGGCUGGCGCGAACAAGGCAUAAAGAAGCAGACUUUCGCGACACCCGUCGUCUGCUGGAAGGUCAAGGCUGGCAUUCAUUCGAGAUAUGCAUUAUCCAGCCUGAUGAAUUGAUCGUUUCUCCUUCUACAAGCGGCGAGAGACUAGAAGUCGCGAUUCGCCGUGACGGUCACAGACGUGGGCAUACACUCGCCACGACUGUUACAUGGGACUGAUCAAGUAUGAACCGAAAUCGACGUUCGAGGGCUAUCUACGUGUUUAUUGACUAGCUCUGAUCACGGAUUGCAGAUUGGUUAGAAAAACGGGUCACCUUAUCUUUUCCUUUUCCCCGACCUUCCCAAGCCCAAAGACCGUCUGAGUGACUAGCCCAUUGUCGGCAGACCUUCCGGGAAUGAAGAGCUAGUCAAACGUGCGAAGGCUGUGGAGCAUAAGUAUGCUGGACAUGAGUAGUGCUGUGAGGCUUCGGCACGUAGCUUUGGCUACUGGUCGGCUCCGAGUUGCUGCUUGACAUGGAACUCGUUUGAGGCACCACCGGACCAGAAGUGACUGGGUUCGACGAAGUAGAAACCUCGGUGCUAGACGGCGUAUGAGGCUGUGGGUGCGAAGUGCUGACGACCGAAGACGAAGACUCAGAAGUAGAAGAGCUCAAGAUUGGAUGCGUAACGGAUGAGUUUCCAGUUCCGUGUGUUGAGGACGUGCAAUCUGGUGCAGGAGUUGUGUGGACGGUCGAAAUGGUUGUGUUCGAAGAGGUAGGGUAAGGAGUGGAGGUGUAAUUGGCGGCCCCGGUGGACUUUGGGAACUGAAGUGCUGCUUGCAGAGUGCUAUUGGAGGUGCUCAUCGGAUGGUAUGAUGGUGGCGAUGGGUGAUUGCCAUGCUCGGAAUGUCGAGAUCCACCAUCGAGGUCAAGCAGGUCAGCAAGACCCCUGAUGAUGCCGCUUACAAUCGCCCAGAUCUGCUUUGGAUACU
Pseudocercospora fijiensis CIRAD86 is the source of this 1355-nucleotide messenger RNA. RefSeq lists its product as uncharacterized. Gene Ontology annotation, cellular component: RNA polymerase I complex; RNA polymerase II, core complex; RNA polymerase III complex. Gene Ontology annotation, biological process: tRNA transcription by RNA polymerase III; transcription by RNA polymerase I; transcription by RNA polymerase II. The transcript has 4 exons. The record is from RefSeq and is a predicted model, not a curated record. The coding region runs from base 73 to 318 and encodes 81 amino acids. Lineage: Eukaryota; Fungi; Ascomycota; Dothideomycetes; Mycosphaerellales; Mycosphaerellaceae. Gene Ontology annotation, molecular function: DNA-directed RNA polymerase activity; zinc ion binding; DNA binding.